Messenger RNA from Nerophis lumbriciformis (worm pipefish), 5475 nucleotides. RefSeq names its product LIM and calponin homology domains 1a (gene limch1a). The record is from RefSeq and is a predicted model, not a curated record. Gene Ontology annotation, biological process: positive regulation of stress fiber assembly; regulation of focal adhesion assembly. Gene Ontology annotation, molecular function: myosin II head/neck binding. Lineage: Eukaryota; Metazoa; Chordata; Actinopteri; Syngnathiformes; Syngnathidae. Gene Ontology annotation, cellular component: stress fiber.
CAAGAUGGCGCAACCAAACUUAAUAGUUGAUACUAUUACCUGAUUGGCUGUUAGCGUGGCACUCCCACUGAUCAGUGAUCACUUCCUGCGUUGCUCGGUUACCAGAGAGCGAGUUCCUUUGUUCAACUUCCGGUUUCUUCCGAUGAAGAAGACAGAAAAAAUGAAUGUUUUUUCCAACGCAGUUUUUAUUGUUAUUGAUUACGUGUCGACACGAUAUAUACUAAUAUCAUUUUUGAUCGCCACGCCUUACUAACGACUUGAAUAUUGAGCUUUGGAGAUCAUGCCAGUGUUGUGCUUGGACCUUGUGUACUAACACCUGUGUUGGAAACCCUGCUGGUGGUCUGUCCUCAGACCUUGUCAAGUAACAAGUUGGUGACCAUCAUGCAUUGUGGUGUGGCGACAUUUUGGUUGUCUGGUUGUUUAUUUGAUAUUUUGUGUGUUUGGAAAACAAACAUUUGAAUGUUUAGAAACCAUUGUAGUUUUUUUACAAAGUUUUUUCUUGGUUUUGAUUUUGCGGUUGGACUGCGACUAAUAAGCUUGUGGGUUAAACUAAACCACGCCUGCUGCUCGCCUCGCCAAACAUCCAAGCAUCCCUGAAACGACGUUCAUGCUACCCCGUCUCACCCGACUCAGCUCCCCCUCCUCAUCUUCUGCCGCCGAGGAGCAGCGGCCCCUGAGAUCACCUUCCCCAAAUAUCGUCCUGCGGCGAGAUAAUGACUUUUUGAGCUCUCGCAAAGCCGCUUGGGAUUCCUCCUCUGACGGGGAGGGCGAGGCGGAGGGGCAGAAGGUUCCCGAUGUUAGACGCGAUGACCUGGCGUCGCGUCGGGCCCCUCGCGGGCCUGCGGUGUCCCGGGUGCAUCAGUUUGUGCCGUCGCCCGCCUGCAGCAGUAAAGACAGGGAGCGCUGGGAGGGCAUCCGGCGCUCGUCGCAGCAAACACUCAGCAGCGAGGGGGAGCAAAUCCCUGACAUGGUUAUGCGCAAAGACUCCGCCCCUCGUCGCAGGGAGGGAGAGGAAGAGGAGGUCGCGUGGGCGACGGGAGAGGCCGAGGAUGUGGGAGGCGAGGGAAAGGUUAAAGCCAGGCCCAAUGUGCAGACGGACGACCUGGCUCAUAGGCGGGCUCAGGCUAGGCCACGCCCUCUUCACAGGGACGGACCGGUGAGCUUGGCGUCCGCUGCCAUGAGCCAAGCAGACCUGGAGAAAUGGGAGAAGCUGAGGAUGACUGAACCAAGCGAGCCUAGCCCCGCCCCCGUGUGUCAGGCUUGUCUGGAGAAAACGUACACAAGUUCCCCAGGCGGACGGGGCCACAGAAAAUCGGUGACCUUUGGCGGCGUGACCGAGAUCGGACAGCCAGUAGGUUCGUUCGCACUGAGCGAAGGGUCGGGGUGGGAGUUGCUAAGACGACUCCUCUCCAAGGCGACGGUCGCCGUGCCGACCAUUGGCCUGGGCACCCUGCUCUCAGAGCGGGAACGCAGCCUCACUGAUGGAGGGCCACCCUGUGAAACGACAUCCAACCUUUCACCUGGGGCUCCAGAGGCUCCUCGCUCUCCUGCUGAGCUGGACGCCUGUCUGGAGAAGAGGAUGGAGGAGGAGCAGGAGGAGGAGGAAGAGGAGGAUGAGGAAGAGAGGACGCCAGAUGUUCGUAAAGAUGACAUGAUGGCGAGAAGAACGGGAGUUUUCCACAAGCAGAGCGCGUCGGCGGCAUCUUACAACCACUUCCUGCCUCUGCCGGCCUCCAAGCGCUGCCCCGGAGGCGAGGUGGGCUCUGCAGAAGUAGACUGGAUGAAGAACGGCAACGUCAGAGGAGCGAGGGAUGCAGGCAGGGAUGAGAUUGCAAAUGUAACAGAGAAGCAGGAACAUGUUGACGAUGAUGAUGAUGGUGGUGAUGAAAACGAGCCUGUGCCUGUCCUGGAGAAGGAUGACAUGAUGGCUCGUAGGACCGGGGCCUUCCAUAAAUCAAAUUUGGCCUUCAGGCAGUUCCUGCCGGUGCCAGGAGCGCUUAAAUACAACGCCACCACUCACGCUCCUGCGGUGAAGCAAGCCAAGCUCGCUGAGAAGUUGGCGAGCGAGAGCAGCGGCGUCGGCAUGGUGACCCAACGUCAGACUCAGCCCCCUGAACCCUGUCCCAGGAAGUGCGUAGGGCUGGAGGAGCACAAAGGGGACCCUCUUAAGGCCUCUGCUUCCCUUUCCUCUCCAUACCUCCGCUCGGAGGCUGUCCUCCCGCUUUGUAGGGAGGCGGAGUUAGGAAGUAAGGUGGCGAGGGCUGAGGAAAGGAUGGAGGAGAGCAAAAAGGAUGACGCGCCAAGAAAGAAAGCCUUCUGGGUGGAGGAUGAUGAUCUGCCACCAAUAAUGGUGAGCCGGCGAGUGGCUUUAAUGUCUGAGGACGCCGAGAGCGUGAGCCUGAGCGAUAUUGUCAACGAGGACGAGGCGGGACAUUUGCCGCAUCCGCUCAGCGCGUCGCGUCACGAGCGCAUGCAUGAGCAGUACAACAGCUUCCAAGAGGAGGACGACCAGUGGCGAAGCGACUUGGCGCGGUGGAAGACCCGGCGUCGCUGCACCUCGCAGGAGCUGAUCAAGAAAGAAGAGGAAAGGAAAAGGAUGGAGAGAAUGAAAGAAGAGGGAGGCGACUGUAACAAGAGGAAGAGCAUCAAGACCUACAAGGAGAUUGUGGAGGAUAAGGAGCGCCGAGAAGCAGAGCUGUGCGAGGCCUAUCGCAACGCAGCCACUCCAGAGGAGGCAGCCAUGGUUCUGCAACGCUACGCUCUCCGCUUCACCAUCAGCGACGCCACGCUGGACUACCUCAAGCUCCCCAGGUCCACCUCGGACCCCGAAGAGGCCCUACAUCAGGCGCCGCACACGCAAGAAGCAGUUAAUGAAAUGUUGGAGGAGCCAGCAUCAACAGAAGAGGAGAGCAUGAAAUGUGAAGAGAUAAAAACAGUGACACUCGACACUUUCUCCAACCCGCUGACGCCCACUGGGACGCUCCACUCUCCAGAAAACACAUCCAAAGAAUUCAACCAACGUCCAAUCCAAACACGUCCAGAACAACUCAUCCCUGUGGACGCUCCGUCACAGUCCAGAAUCAACCCACCUGAGGUCACACAAGUGCAACCUCCCACCGUAAAGCCCGUACUGACGAUACCCUCGCCUUCAUCGGCGCCUUCCCGACCCGUCCCUCUGCUUGCCGCCAAGCCCUACUGCCAGCCUCGGCGCUCACAUGGAGUCAAGAUGGACGGCCUCGUACGAAUAAACGGGGACUCGCCCACUCCGCCGUCACAGAAGAAAGACCUCUUAGCAAACGAGGCUUCGUCUUUGGAUCCUGAAAGUGUCCCCGAGAUGCCAGACAAGUCCCCUACUCCUCUUCAGGCGUCAUCCUCCUCGUCCUCUUCGUCGUCCUUCUCCUCGUCCUCCUCCACCAUCAGCUCGCUGUUCAGCGGGAGAAACUGCAUCACCAAGACCACCAUCGUCACGGAACUCACCCAAACGGUGGUGGAACCACACCAACUGGAGGUUGACGACCAGGUGAACAACACUACCACGCUUGAAAAGGCAGAAGGAGAGCAGCCGGCUCGGUCGCCAUCUUUAUCAUUAUCAUCGACCAUCAGCAUCCCGGAAUAUUCUCCCACCGUCACAGAAGGACUGGAGGAGAGCAGUGUGAGCAUUGAGACCCCCAUGUUGAACUUGGCUAAACGUGUUAAUCACUGGGUCUGGGACCCCAAUGAGGAGCGUAAACGGGUGGAAAGGUGGCAACAAGAGCAGGAGCGCCUCCUUCAGGAGCAGUACCAGAAGGAGCAAGAGAAGCUGAAGAAGGAGUGGGAGAAAGCCCAGCUGGAGGUGCGGGAGCAGGAGCGCAAACACAACGAAGAGGAGAGAAGGAUUUUGGAGGAGACUGUAGCGCCCCUCAGCCCCGGCGUUCUUGUCCAACAGCAGUUAGUCCAUCCGGGGACCGCGUCACCAGCGUCACACGACAACGACGAUGCCAGUCGCAAUCUCAUUCAUCAGCAAAAUGGGCAAAAAGAAGAUCAGCAUGUGUCAAAGCUGCACUUCCUCCAAGAUUCUUCUCAUGACAGCGAUCCAUGUAAGAAGCAAGACAUGUGGAAAACAACAUCCCUGGACCGGAACAUUCAGCCGAAUCUGCCACAAGGCGUGAAAAGGUGCGAUUCCCAUGAGGGUAUCACAGCAAAACAGCAGCAGUUGCCUCCAUCACCCACCAGGUGCGUUAGCGGGAAGAGGCUGUGUUCCGGCUGUUCACAGCCGCUGGGAAAAGGAGCGGCCAUGAUCAUCGACACCCUCGGGCUGUUUUUCCACAUGCAGUGUUUCAAGUGCGGCCUGUGCGAGGGGCAGCUGGGGGACGCCACGACUGGGACGGACGUAAGGAUCCGUAAUGGACUGCUGACCUGUCACGACUGCUACAUUUCAUCUCGCGGCAGAGGACAGCCCACCACACUAUGAUGGCCUAUCACCUCUCUACUGGAAUCCUGGAGGGUACACUUUUGCUAUCAGUGUUGGGAACCAUCCAGAACCUUGAGUAAUAUUCUGGACAUAUCUAGGACCUCCCCAACACACAAACCGACCCUGAUCGCUUUAAAAUCCUUGUAUUUAACCAUAAACGGGAAAAUAAUGGACAGCAGAUAUUAUAAACAUGCAUACAGGAGUGUGUUUGUCCGCUGGUACAGUUGUGUAGCAUGAUAAGUGUAUUUAUGACGGCUAUACAAGCACUAAGCACAAUACAUCAAACCACACACGUGACUAACACAACUCUCAUUUUAUGUUUGAACUCGUCGCGUGUGAUGUAAAGGUAGCUCCACCAUUAUAAUGCCUUACCAUCUCAUUCUUUUCCUGGGUUCAUGCAUUUAUACUUAUGCAUGCGCAUAUACAAUAUAAGUUAUUGCAAGUGUCCCUCUGUGGGAAUCGCAUUGGUUUGACUUGCUUCUCGAGAGUUUGCUAUUUAAGUUUGUUAUCACUUCAGAAUUUUACAAUGCAUGUUACUGACACAAAAUGAUGGAGUUUAAGUCUUUUCCCUUUAAGGUGUUUUAACCGUUGAACCAGUGCCUUAUGUGUGGAAUGCAAGUGUAUGUGUGGGUGUUUUUAUUUGACAUGCACCUACCGACGUGCGUGUGCGUGUGUGUGUGUGUGUGUGUGUGUGUGUGUGUGUGUGUGUGUGUGUGUGUGAAUCGACUUGAAGAACAGUUCCAUACCAGCAAAUGAAAGAAGUGGCUCAGCCUCUCCUCAUCUCAUCCAGCGCCUCUUAUUGUAUAAUGUAAACCAAUUACACUACUUGCUGCUUCCCUGCUUGUUUUUAUUAUAGAAUUAUUCUCUCAUUUGUCAUUUCAUCACAUCCCUCACGCUGCCCUCGUCUGCCUCUAGAAGUGUCGCCUCCUCCCGAGUUUGAGCUCGACGCUUCUUUGUUUCCGCUCGCUGUGAAACGCUCUGCUCCGUUGUCUUUUAUAGCAAGUGUAUGUUUGUCAAUAAACUUG